This is a messenger RNA of Symbiodinium natans, 576 nucleotides long. Lineage: Eukaryota; Dinophyceae; Suessiales; Symbiodiniaceae. The record is from the annotation of a GenBank genome assembly.
AUGCCGCUCCUUCCAGCGGAGAUCUUUUGGUUUGGCGCCGUCGAGUGCUACUUUGUCUCCUUCGUCUUUAGAUUGUGCUCUGAGGCGGAGAUCUUUCGGUUUGGCACCGUCGAGUGCUACUUUGUCUCCUUUGUCUCUAGAUUGUGCUCUGAGGCGGAAAUCUUUUGGUUUGGCACCGUCGAGUGCUACUUUGUCUCCUUCUUCGGUUUUAGAUUGUGCUCUGAGGCGGAGAUCUUUCGGUUUGGCACCGUCGAGUGCUACUUUGUCUCCUUCGUCUUUAGAUUGUGCUCUGAGGCGGAGAUCUUGUGGGUUGGCUCCAUUGUGUGUCGCUGUUACCUGCGCAACUGCGUGCUUUACAAGUACGUCCUAUCGGCAGGCAUCGUUUACAACAACCUCGGUGGCAACUUCGCCCGCUGCGACACGACCAUCCCGUUUGCCGACAUCGUCUACUACGAGGUUGCUCACGCCAGUACCCUCCCAAAGUAUGCCGUCGAUGUCACUAAUAUGUACGUUCUCAAGAUGUGCGAGCGCGCCCUUUACGAGUACAUCUUCAACGACGUCACCUUCUUCCAAUGA